CGGCGGUUUUCGGCAGUGUAAAAAGCGGCAGUGACCUCAAGACGGGUCACCGGAUACACCGAACGCCCGCAGGCAAGGCCGCAGCUAUUCCUCCCCUUUCUCCUCUCCCUUCCUCGAGCUACUCCUCCUCCCUUCCGUCUCCGGCAAGGCGAUGGGCAGCGCCGGCGGCGGCGAGAAGUCGCCCAUAACCCGCAUCCUCAGCAUCCCCAAGGAGGGCGAGCGGAUCCUCGCGCCCACGCGGCGGCCCGACGGCACCCUCCGGAAGCCCAUCCGCAUCCGUGCCGGGUACGUCCCCCAGGACGAAGUUGCCAUCUACCAGUCCAAGGGCGCCCUCUUGAGGAAAGGGCUUCAGCCUGAUGUUCCACCGGGCUACGAUCUGGCGCUGGAUGCCAAGCCGAAGACCAAGUCGGCGAAGAGGAACGAGAGGAAGAAGGAAAAGCGGCAUCAGGCUGCACUUGCUUCAUCAACUGAGAAGGGCAAGAACUUGGAUUCAGAGCAAGCCGAGAUGGUAAAAUCUGAAGAGGUUCCUUCUGCUGAACUCAUGCCCCAGAGAUUGGAGUCCAUGGAAUCAGUGACUGACCAGAUGGGUAGGAUCUCUCUUUCCACGGCAUCUGUGGUGGUUAGCCCUUCGACAAAUUUAAAGGAAGAUCCAAAACCAGAAGCUUCUGGUCCUGAUAUAGAUAGAAGGAUUCGAGCACUGAAAAAGAAGAUUCGGCUUGCGGAAGCACAGUUACAGGGAAACCAACAAAAUUUGAAACCUGAGCAGUUAGAGAAGAUGGCAAAGAUGGAAGGAUGGCGCGAAGAACUGAAACUUCUGGAGGACAGAAAGGCCAAUCUGGUUUCAUGAGUUGCACUGGUUCAAUGAACUAGUUAUCAAAAUCCUAAUUUCAACUGGUUGUGAGUGCUCUUUUUUUGUGAAAUCCAGCUCUGUGGGCUAUAUGCUCAGUUUACUUGUGGGUGUUCUUAGCCAACACCAGUAUCAGAUAAAUUGAUUUUAGGACCUGUGACUGUGCGGGUGGUGUACUUUAGUAUAGUUAAUGUGCGGGUGAAUUGUGCACUUUAAUUAUUUAUCUUAAUUAGGUACUUAUGCCCACACAGUUCAUGCUCGCAGAUGUACAUGUCCUCAAACUGGUGACGGAUAUUUACCAUUUCAACUGUUCUGUUCUCUCAGGUCAGUCACCCUUGUUGCCAGUUAUAUUGGUAAUUUGCAUUGCUGUAUUUUCUGCCUUCGGAAACAACUGGUAAAAGAUUAUUUUGCCCUUAUAUUAGUGGAAUAGAAUGUGUAACAGCUGCAUGACUGCAUGCUAUAUAGGUGUUUACUCUGUUUAUAUUCAUAUUGAGGUACUUGGACGGCCUUGUUUUGAGUA
Elaeis guineensis (African oil palm) is the source of this 1367-nucleotide messenger RNA. RefSeq names its product partner of Y14 and mago. Gene Ontology annotation, molecular function: RNA binding. The record is from RefSeq and is a predicted model, not a curated record. Gene Ontology annotation, cellular component: cytoplasm; exon-exon junction complex. Gene Ontology annotation, biological process: exon-exon junction complex disassembly. NCBI's taxonomy places the organism in Eukaryota, Viridiplantae, Streptophyta, Magnoliopsida, Arecales, Arecaceae.